AUGUGGGUUAUCUCCAUAGAACACCAAACACUGCUCAGGAGUGGCAAAGCCAUAGAAGAAGCUUUUGCUGAAAAGUGGAACCUGCCACACUGUGUUGGUGCCAUCGAUGGAAAACACGUUAUGAUAAAAGCACCAGCAGGGGGUGGCAGCACUUUUUACAAUUAUAAAAGUUUCAACAGCAUUGUGCUGAUGGCAUCAGUUGAUGCAGAUUAUAAAUUUACAUUUAUUGAUGUUGGAUGUAAUGGACGAAUAUCAGACGGAGGAGUUUUUGCCCAAACAAGUUUAUUUUCGAUGCUAGACAAUAACUUGCUUGAUCUGCCCAGCCCAACACCUUUGAUUCCAGGUAGUGAGCCUGUGAAUUAUUUUAUGGUUGCAGAUGAGGCGUUUCCUUUGAAAUGUUAUCUGAUGAGGCCAUAUCCUGGUAAAAAAAUCUCUCCUCAGCAAAGGAUUUUCAAUUAUCGACUGUCCAGGGCAAGGCGUGUUGUUGAAAAUGCAUUCGGGAUAUUAUCAAAUAGAUUUCGUAUCUUGAUGCAACCAAUACAGCUGCCUCCUGCGACAGUUGAUAAAAUUGUUUCUGUAUGUUGCUGUUUGCAUAACUUUCUACGAGAAAGACCGUCCAGGCAAUUGUAUACACCAAGAGAACUAAUCGAUCAUGAAGAUGAGGACUUUAAUUUUAUACCUGGAUCAUGGCGAAAUGAGGAAUCGCUAAGUAAGAUGAAAUCCCUGUGUAAACAAAAUGGUUAUAACACAGGGUCUGCUGAAGCAAGGCUGAUUGCGAGAAAACAUUUAUGAUUAUGUAAAUAAUGAAGGAAAAGUUG
Molecule: messenger RNA, 818 nt
Organism: Stegodyphus dumicola
Lineage: Eukaryota; Metazoa; Arthropoda; Arachnida; Araneae; Eresidae
Product: protein ALP1-like
Source: RefSeq, a predicted model, not a curated record